Molecule: messenger RNA, 1346 nt
Organism: Chenopodium quinoa (quinoa)
Lineage: Eukaryota; Viridiplantae; Streptophyta; Magnoliopsida; Caryophyllales; Amaranthaceae
Product: tetraspanin-10-like
Exons: 11
Coding region: 162-968 (268 amino acids)
Biological process (GO): auxin-activated signaling pathway
Cellular component (GO): plasma membrane; plasmodesma
Source: RefSeq, a predicted model, not a curated record
CAGUACAAUGCAAGCGCCAUCAAACAACAAGAAAACAAGUUGAAAAAAAUUAUUAUUUUUUGGACCCAUCUCAUAUUCUAUUCUAAUAUCUUCUAUUCAACUUACUUUAAUUAACUCAACGGCUUCUUUCCAUUUUCUCUCUCUCUUCUGUUUCAGAGAAGAUGGGUUCUGAAGGUGCAGCAGGAACUAGCACCUUUGUCAUUAAAUGGAUCAACUUUCUCACCACGCUUAUAGCUUUGGGAGUAAUUGGAUUCGGAAUAUGGAUGAGCAGUCAUACUGAUGGUUGCAGAAAAUCUCUCACUUUUCCUGUUUUAGGCCUUGGUGCUAUCAUACUUGUAGUAUCAUUAAUUGGGUUAGUGGGAGCAUGGAAGAACAACUCAAUCUUGUUAUGGAUUUAUUUGACACUGUUAUGCUUGAUACUCAUCGCCAUUUUGAUCUUCACUGUAUUGGCAUUUAUUGUGACAAAUAAUGGAUCAGGACACAAGGUGGCUGGAUUAAGAUAUAAGGAGUAUCAACUGCACGAUUACAGUUCAUGGUUUCUGAAGGAACUAAAUAAUACCCAUAACUGGAAUAAUUUGAAGGCCUGUCUCGUGAAAUCUCAGGACUGUGCUAAGCUGUCCAAGAAGUACAAGACUUUGAAGAAGUAUAAAGCAGCAAAACUGACCCCAAUUGAGGCUGGUUGUUGCAGGCCACCAUCUGAGUGUGACUAUCCUGCUGUCAAUGCUUCAUACUAUGAUCUGAGCUAUCAUCCGGCUAGUUCUAACAAAGAUUGCAAGUUGUACAAGAACAAGAAGACCAUUAGAUGCUACAAUUGUGAUUCCUGCAAGGCAGGAGUUGCUCAGUACAUGAAAACUGAGUGGAGGGUGGUUGCAAUAUUCAACGUGGUCCUUUUCGUUGUUUUGUCAAUAGUGUACUUUGUGGGAUGCUGUGCAAGGCGAAAUGCUGCCUCUAGUUGCUCGAAAGCUUGACGAAAAGACAGUGAUCAGUUACGGGGAUUGAACAAGAGCACAAUCAAGCUUUAUAUUUUGAAGAUUGGUGAAGAACUUGGAUAAUAGAAAUCUCUUCAUUUGAUGUAUUAUUGUUCUCGCGCAGUAUAUUACUAAUAUUGACUCAUUCAAAACAUUCUAACCAUUAAAAUUUAGGGGAAAAAAUUGGGAGAAAUGACUAAUUUACUAAGAUUAAAGAUUAAGAUUGAUAUUAGUAUUUCAAUGGCUAUUAAACUUUGGUCGUAAAAUUUUCCAGCCAUCACUGUAUUAUUCUUCGCCUUUGUUCUUUUGGGCAUCCAUUAUGUGUUUAGUAAUUCAUUGUUAAAUAAUUCAUUGUUCAAUGUGGUGUUCUCUUUUUCA